GUCCCCCACGCUGGCUCGGAUGUUGAUCCAGGAUUACAAUCUUCUGGCGAGGAUACUGGCGGAGUUUCUGAAACAGUGUGCACACUACAAGAACAUGGACAGCAAGUUUGCCUUCCAGAGGAAUCAGAACUACGUUGAAUUCAAACGAGCACAGUACAUGUUAUAUGAUGUCAAGUAUCUGCUCACCUGUAAGCCCGAGAGCUGGCCCGACGGUCUGCCGGAAAACUUUCUCAACGGAUUUGCAGUGCUGCUGGAUUUACUGAGCUGCAUGCAGGGAAUGGACUCUGUGACGCGGCAGGUGGGCCAGCACAUUGAGUAUGAGCCGGAGUGGGAGACGGCCUUCAACCUGCACAUCAAGAUCUCCAUGUUCUUGCCGCUCCUGCUCGAGUGGUGCGCGACGAACAAACAAGUGCUCGUGCAGGCAUACAGGAACGCGCUGCAGAUGCUGUGGUCGAUACAGGGCCGCUUUCAGGUGGUGACACGUGACGUCGACGAGUGGGCGGCGACGUGCAUCAACUAUGACCCGGCGACGCUGCCCGUCUCUAUCCACUUGCCCGUGUCGCGCAUCGUUGCAGGGCUCCACCUGCUGCUGGGUCGCUUCGGGCUGACGUACGACUCACCGGAGUUCACGAUGGAGGAGAAGCCGGCGCCGCGCGAGCUCAUGGAGUACCCGCUGCGCUGCCAGGUGAUGGUCGCGCAGAGCCACGCGGGCAUGUGGCGCCGCAACGGCUACUCACUGCUGCACCAGAUCUACCUGUAUCAUAGUGUGCGCUGCCGGGGCGAGAUGCUCGACAAAGACAUCGUCAUGCUGCAGGUGUCUGCGUCGCUGCUACCCCCCAACAACUUCCUCGUCACGCUGCUCGACCGAUUUCACUUGCUCUACUGGAUCAGGGACGCGUACGACACGCGACAGCUGUCGUCUCAGGAAGAGACGCUGCGGCAGACCGUCGCUCUAGUAGAGGAGUUCCUUCGUCUGCUCAUCAUCGUGCUGAGCGAGCGCUUCGUUCCUGGCAUCGGCAAGGUAACGGCGGCCGACUGCCUGAUGCGCGAGAUCAUCCACCAGCUGUGCAUCGGCCCGAUGGCUCACAGCGAGCUCACCAAAGCGCUGCCCGAAAACAGUAACGAAGAGACUGGAGUAGAAGAUGUUGUGACACAGGUGGCCGACUUCCUGAAGCCGCGUGAGACAGUGCGAGGCACGUACGAGCUGAAGCCAGACUGCUACAAGCACUACAACCCGUUCUUCUACCACUACACGCGCUCCGACCUCUCCAAGUCUGAGGAGACGCAGCGCAAGCGACCGAAGGCUAGCCCGUCCGAGGAAGGCUGCCCGCCGCCGGCCCUCGUAUCGUUCACGGAGGAGUUCAGCCAUCUGGCAGAGCUGCUGGACUGUGAGGUGAUGCUACGCGUGAUGCGCGUCGUGCUGGAGCGUACGGGACUCACCCACUCACGCUCCUACUCCGAACCACAGCUGCAGAUGGUGUUGCAUCUGAUUGGCAUCGCGCUGCACGAGGAGGCGCGGCAGGUGGAGGAGCUGCGCGGCGGCUCGCUGCACUUUGUGCUGCGCGCGACCGACGUCGGCAUCUUCGCGCGCCUCGAGGUCCUCGUCGCCAACGAUCACGCCAAGGCACACAAGGACCUGCUCACGUGGGUGCUGAAGCUUUACAAGAAGGUGAAGAAGCUGAAGUCUCACGCAGUGCCCGAGCUGAUCGUCACCGAGCCGUCGGCGGAGUCAGUAGCGCGCGAGUCGGAGCGCGAGCGAGUCGACCAGCAGCGGCGCAGCGACCUCGCCACCGCACGCCGCAACCGCAUCCUCACGCAGAUGUCGCAGAUGCAGAAGACCUUCAUCUCGGAGAAUCGGCAGCUGUUCGACGAAACGCACACCGAGCUGACGCCGUGCCCGUCGCAGGCCGACAUCAGAAGGGACGCCUCGUCUUCCUCCUCUUCUAAACAACCGUUUACUGAUUUACGUGACAGCGAUCACUCGAUGGAGGAGGAGGAGAACCCGGUAGCGCUGGGAGCGGCGCGCACCGCAGCCGACGACAACGACGUCGGCCAGGAGAUGUGCAUCCUGUGUCAGGAGACGACUGAGAUCAGGCUCGACGGACCAGCGAUGGUGCUCGCCGCCUUCGUGCAGAGGUCGACAGUGAUGUCGAAGUCACGACAGAAGCUUCCGGAAGACGUCGAGGACACGGACGUGCUGUUUGUCUCGUCGGACCUGUUCAGCGGGACGCACACGGCGACGUGCGGCCACAUCAUGCACGCCGACUGCUGGCAGAAGUUCUUUGAGUCGGUGCUGGCGAAGGAGAGGCGGCGGCCGAUCCGCCUGCGACAUCACCUCAGCUUCGACAUCGACAAGAACGAGUUUCUAUGUCCGCUGUGCGAGAAUCUCAGCAACACGGUGCUGCCGCUGCUGCCGUCGCUGCCCUCGCUCGCCGCAUCCAGAAGUCAGCAGGUUGAGCUGCCGCUAGCCGACUGGCUCGACGGGUUGGAGAAGACGGUCACCUCUAGCAAAAGCGUGCGGCAGAAUGCCGAGACUGCCGCCUGCACGUCCGAGGAGGAGCUGACACUGCUGGUGCCGGAGUCGCUGGUGGCAAUCUGCCGGCUGCUGAAGGAGAAUGUCGCUGCCAACUUUCAGCAGCUGUUCAACUACGUCUGUGAUAUCAGCUCGACGCCGAGCGGGGAGCUGUGCGAGAGCGUCGUCGACAUGAUAUACACGUUCUCGCAGUCGGCGUACACGAUCGGAUUGGACGCGUUGCCGCACCGCGAGAACCCGCGCAUGCCUGUCAUGACAUGGAACAGCUGCGCCUUCACCAUCCACGCCAUAGAGUGGUACCUCAGGGAUGAAGGCAAGCCGCUGUUCGGCACGUUCUCGUCGCGUAACCUCGACUGUCUGAACGCGCUCGUGCGCUCGGCGGCCGUCGUCAGCUACGUGUGCAGCGUCGAGGUGCUGAAGAGCCACUGUGUGCACCUGCUCUCCUCGCUCAUCGGCGGAGAGCACAGCGACGAGGCACCCUGCAUCCUCAGCACCGAUCUGUUCUCCUACCUGGUGAGUGCCGUGUUUCUGCUACCGGCUCUCUACGCAGAGAAUGGCAAGCAGAUGUCUAUCAAGCUGGUGCCCUCUGGUGGUGAAAACGAGAGGAACCUUCUGCAGCUGAUAUACAUCGCGCAUGUUGUACAGAUUCUUCUUACAGCAGAAACAAACGAUGAAGAAGAGAUGGAGGUGGAAGAGGUCAUAUCGAAGGAGGACAGGGAGGAGGGGAAGAGCCUUGCACAGUUACUGAGCUUCAUGUAUAAGUGCGCAGGGCUGGAGCGAGAUGUAAAAAUCACGCCGCCGCGUCUGCUGCAGAUGGUGCGGUCGGCGACGCUGCCCUUCCUCAGAUGUGCCGCCAUCUUUUUCCACUUUGUCACAAACGUGCCAGCGCCGCACGACCUGUGCUUGGAGUUUCCUAAUAGUGAGGGUGAGAGCAUCUGCACGUACUUGGCGCUUCCAUCGAGCUUCACGCAACUUGUCGAGGAACCUCUAGUCAACCGACUUGUCUCACGGUGGUGCGAUCAUCCCACCGCGCGGGACAUGAUGUCACACCGCAGCAGACGCCUCCUUGACUACCCACUGGAGAUCAACCAGCUUGUGCAUCUGCCAAGCGACUACAGCGAACUCAUCAACCAAGCCUCCCUCUUUACGUGUCCUAACUCGGACGGAGACGACAGCCGUGCGCCGACGAUGUGUCUUGUCUGCGGUACGAUGCUCUGCUCACAGAGCUACUGCUGUCAGACGGAGCUGGACGGCGUACCCGUCGGCGCGUGCACGGCGCACGCGGCCUGCUGCGGGGCCGGAGUUGGACUGUUUCUGAGGGUGCGGGAGUGCCAGGUGCUGCUGCUCUCGGGGCGGACAAAGGGCAGCUUCUUCCCGCCGCCCUACCUUGACGAUUACGGCGAGACGGACCAGGGCCUGCGGCGCGGCAACCCGCUGCAUCUGAACCCCGAGCGCUACCGCAGGCUGCAGACGAUCUGGCUGGUGCACAGCGUGCCGCAGGAGAUCGCGCACGCGCUCGAGUCCAACUCUAGCCUGCUCUCCAUCGACUGGCAGCACUUGUAGCAGGCCGCGUCACCAGGGUUGCGAGCGGGGGGGGAGGGCCUUCCCCCUCGGACGGAGAGAUUUGCGGCGUGCGCCGGGCAGCAGUGGGGGCGUGGCGCCGUGCUGCCACCUGCCUGCCGUCGUCGUGGAAACUGUCAUGGCAACAGUUGCUACCGCAUGUAUGCUGUCUUCGUGGCAACCGUCACGGUGACAGUUGCUUCUACGUACGUACAAGCCGUCGUUGCGGAGAUCGAUAUGGCGAGCAUGUUGACAGCGAUAUGAAUGAGAGCUAGUCUAUUGUUUUGUCGACACUCGUGCCGGCAGGCGCCGGCUUUUCGACGCGCGUGCAAGGAGCUACAAGUUUCGUCGGAAACAUGAUAUUAAUUGUACGUAACGGCAAGUAUUAACGUAAGGGCAGGAAGCAUUCGAUGCGGCGUGUGAGAGGCAGCAGGAGAGCGGCGUGUCACAUUGUUAGCUUGACUGCGUGUGCGAGCACAGCAUCGCUAUAGGCGGG
Priapulus caudatus is the source of this 4589-nucleotide messenger RNA. Its product is annotated as E3 ubiquitin-protein ligase UBR2-like. Gene Ontology annotation, molecular function: ubiquitin protein ligase activity. Bases 20 to 4096 code for a protein of 1358 amino acids. Gene Ontology annotation, biological process: ubiquitin-dependent protein catabolic process via the N-end rule pathway; protein ubiquitination. The transcript is spliced from 28 exons. The record is from RefSeq and is a predicted model, not a curated record. Gene Ontology annotation, cellular component: ubiquitin ligase complex; cytoplasm. Lineage: Eukaryota; Metazoa; Priapulida; Priapulimorpha; Priapulimorphida; Priapulidae.